Messenger RNA from Folsomia candida, 2308 nucleotides. Its product is annotated as carboxypeptidase N subunit 2. The transcript has 12 exons. The record is from RefSeq and is a predicted model, not a curated record. Gene Ontology annotation, molecular function: protein binding. Lineage: Eukaryota; Metazoa; Arthropoda; Collembola; Entomobryomorpha; Isotomidae. Gene Ontology annotation, cellular component: extracellular matrix. Bases 64 to 1581 code for a protein of 505 amino acids.
UUAUGAACAACUUUGACAUCAUAUCUACCUUUUUCAGGAAUUUGGGUUUAAAAUAUAAAUAAGAUGUUCAAGUUUUUGAUCCCAAACCGUAAUUAUAUUUUAAUACUGCUCCUGAUAAUUUCUCCCACAUUCGAUUCAUGGCAAGACGAAGAAGAAACACAAUUUGAAGAUAAUUCUCCAUCCGGUCACAUUCAGACGGUGACAAGUGAUGGCGUCUGCACUUUGGACAAAGCGUGUCAAGCUUUACAAAUUGUCUCUUUGUUAACGAGACGAAUUUUGUCAUUAGAACAGCCUUUGUGGAAAAUAUCUUCUCAUAAUUUCCGCUGGCCGUCGUGCUCAAAUUUGAAGGAGGGAGGCCCCUGUAACUGCACAGCUCAAAGUCUGCACGUCAACUGCUGGCGUCUUUCACUUCACGAACUUCCUGCCACCCAAACAAUCCCGUUCGACACUGCAUUUCUAGAUCUGAGUUCCAACAAAAUCCAGGCAAUUCAUCGCCAUUCGUUUCUCCGGCUAAGUCGCCUUGUUCAAUUAGACGUGUCCAAUAAUUUGCUGGAUUAUUUACCAGAAAAUUUAUUCGAGAGUUUGGAGAGUUUAAAAUAUUUACAUCUUCAUCAAAACAAUCUGGAUUCGCUACCUUCAGGGAUAUUUCGGAACUUGAAAAACUUGGAGAUUCUCGAUUUGUCCCAAAAUCGUCUUGUCUCCCUUCCUCCAAGCAUUUGGUCUCCGUCUCCAGGAAUAAAAUCAACCCUUCGAGUUUUGCAAAUAUCUCAAAAUUUCUUAAAAACCUGGAAGGAUUUUUCUGCCCUGCGAAAUUUGGAGGAACUGGACUUGAGUGGAAAUUUUUUUCAAAGUGUGACCCCGCUUCAACCCCUCAAGAAAUUAAAAAGCUUAAAGUUGCAAGAUAACCAGUUGACUGUGAUAAACGAGACAACUUUUCAUGGCCUUUCAUCACUGGAGAUCAUGUCACUGAGACAAAACAGAAUUGAAAUUUUGCCCCCAGAAAUUUUCAAAGAUUUAAGAAACUUGGAGAAUUUAGAUUUGAGUGGAAAUCAAAUUACACAUAUAAAUUCCUCUACGUUCACCGGACUGAGCUCGGCCAUGUUAGAAUUGAACAUGGCAAAGAAUUCGUUAUCAAUUUUGGAAAAUGAGACUUUUUCCAAGCUAAACAAUUUGGCCAGGCUUUCUCUGCAUGGAAAUAAUUUGGAGGUUCUGGAGCCUGGCGCUUUCACGGGGUUGACCAAUUUGACCUGGCUGCAAUUAGGGAACAACAUUUUGACUAGUGUUGAUCCUGCCUUGUUUCUACCGACACAAAAUUUGAAAAGACUAGAACUGAAUAACAAUGACUUGGCCUUUGUGGGAGACGAAGCAUUCGAACAUUUACAUGAUUUGGAGAUAAUUAAACUUGAGGGAAAUGGAUGGAACUGCGACUGCAAAAUUUUAUAUGUCGCAAAUUGGGUUCGUGACCAUGCGUCCAUUGUGUCUUCGUAUAGUGACGACGAUGCGAUGAAAUGCCGUGACCCGAAAGAAAUGGAAGGCCGCCCCCUCCGUGAAAUCUCAUUUAGCGAUGUUUGUCUCGAAUAAUGUAUAAAUUUAAAUAUGCGUGUCAUUUUACUUGUGCGGAAAAUUAUUGCAAAUAUGAAUAAAGGAGCUAAUAAUAAAAUUGAUCAUAAUCAGAUCACGCUGAUGCCUACGUACUUAUAAUGUCAGUCGUCAUUAAUUAUUCGAAGUCAGGUUCGACAAGAUGUCUGCGUCCACGAAAUUGUCUCUCUUUCCAAUUCUCCUGGUCAUUCUGUCCAUUUCCAUUACGAGGACGAAGGGUGUGAAGCUUGGGAAGUUGGACUGUUCGGAAAACGAUGGCCUCAAACCGGACUCUGACCUGCUCAACCUGAUCGUGAGCAAAUGUCAGCCGAAACAAGGUCAACCCGAAAAGAUGAUCGCGGCCUGUUUGAUGAAGUGUUUGAUGAAGCAGCAGAAGGCGGUUGAUAAGAAAGGAAAGUUGAAGCACGACAAGGCCCUCGGCGUCGUCGAAAUCUUUCCCGAAAAGUUCAAGGCCAACAUCACGUCCAAAUUCGAACAGUGCUGCACCGACAACAAUGAUAAGCUCAAAAAGGAGCCCAACGGCUGCGAAUCCUGGCUUCCUUUUUCAGAAUGCUUCUACGAUUUUGCAAAAUCGCUUUGUCCAUCAGAAAAGGAGAGGAAGAGAUUGGCCUCGACCACACCGUCCUCCGAUACAACCACCCAUUGAUCAAAAUUUUCAAAUUUGUAGUUUUUAUCGCAGAAAUAAAUUGUUAUAAUUUUUGUCUUUGAA